AUGGGUAUGGUUCUUGUUUAUUGUUUCUGCUGUGCCCUACUCAUGGCAAUUGUAUUGAGAGAGUUCAAAAAGAGAAACCAAGAGAAGAAAAGAGCAAAUUUGCCACCUGGUUCAAUGGGUUGGCCUUAUAUUGGAGAGACACUUCAACUCUACACUCAGAAUCCUGACAUCUUCUUUGCUUCCAGGCAAAAAAGGCAUGGAGAGAUAUUCAAAACUAGCAUUCUUGGAUGCCCUUGUGUUAUGGUGGCUAGCCCUGAAGCUGUCAGGUUUGUGCUGGUGAAACAAGCUUGCCUUUUCAAGCCAUCAUACCCACCAAGCAAAGAAAAAUUGAUUGGCCCAUCAGCAAUAUUCUUCCACCAAGGGAUUUAUCAUAAUCAAUUGAGAAAACUAGUACAGGCUUCAUUAUCUUUUGAUGUUAUCAGAAACUUGGUCCCCCAUAUUGAAGCUAUUGCUAUCUCUGCCUUGGAAUCUUGGUCUAGUACUUCUGGGAAAGUUUUCAACACUUUCUAUGAGAUGAAGAAGUUCACUUUUGAUGCUGCUGUUUUAUCCAUCUUUGGUAGCUUGGACACUUGCUAUGGAGAAAAUCUUAAAAGAAAUUACUACAUUCUAGACAAAGGUUACAAUUCUUUCCCAACACAUCUACCUGGUACUUUAUACACCAAAUCAGUCAUGGCAAGAAGAAGGCUUAGCAGGAUUCUUAGCCAGAUAAUAAGGGAGAGAAAGAAGAAGGGAUUAGUGCGGAAAGAUCUACUUGGUUUUCUGCUCAACUUCAAAGAUGCAAAUGGUGAAGCCUUAUCCAAUGAUCAAAUCAUUGAUAACAUACUUGGUGUACUGUUUGCUGCACAGGACACCACAGCUAGUCUCCUAACAUGGAUUCUUAAAUAUAUUCAUGAUGAUUCAAAACUUUUUGAAGCUAUUAAGAUAGAGCAGACAGCGAUUUACGAAUCAAAUGGGAGAGGAAAAAAUCCAUUGACAUGGUCUCAAACUAGAAAUAUGCCAAUUACAAAUAGGGUUAUAAUGGAGAGCUUGAGGUUGGCCAGUAUCAUUUCUUUUACAUUUAGAGAAGCUACCCAAGAUGUUGAAUAUAAAGGAUUCUUAAUUCCAAAAGGAUGGAAAGUUCUUCCUUUGUUCAGAAACAUUCAUCACAAUCCAGAUUUCUUCACUGACCCACAUGUAUUUAACCCUUCUAGAUUUGAGGUUGUACCAAAGCCAAAUACUUUCAUGCCAUUUGGAAAUGGUGUUCAUGCAUGUCCAGGGAAUGAAUUUGCCAAGCUAGAGAUGCUGAUUCUAAUUCAUCAUCUGGUCACCAAGUUCAGAUGGGAAGUUGUAGGGUCUGCAAAUGAGGUUCAAUAUGAUCCAUUUCCAGUGCCUCAACAAGGACUUCAAGCUAAGUUUUGGAAAGAAUCUACCUCCACAGCUGUCCAUCAUCUUUAACAACUUCCUUCUUUCAUUUUCAUGCACAUCUAGGCUUUAAAUCAACAUCCUUCAGUACCAUAAAUAAUGCCUCUCACUUUCACAUGUUAAACAAGGAAAAGUGAGAAAUAUAAGUUUUAAAUAUCAAGAAAUAUAGA
Manihot esculenta (cassava) is the source of this 1571-nucleotide messenger RNA. Its product is annotated as abscisic acid 8'-hydroxylase 4. The record is from RefSeq and is a predicted model, not a curated record. The coding region runs from base 1 to 1434 and encodes 477 amino acids. The transcript has 9 exons. Gene Ontology annotation, biological process: sterol metabolic process. Gene Ontology annotation, molecular function: iron ion binding; (+)-abscisic acid 8'-hydroxylase activity; heme binding. NCBI's taxonomy places the organism in Eukaryota, Viridiplantae, Streptophyta, Magnoliopsida, Malpighiales, Euphorbiaceae.